AUGAAAGAAGAAAAGGAAGAAGAGAAGGCGAAGCUGGCACUUGUGUUAGCUGCAAAGUCAAGAUCAUUGUUGUACACGUCAUCACCUGCAAGUCCACGUGUGUUUGCUUCUCCGAUUCACACUCUUGCCUCUGUUCCGUUUUGCUGGGAAGAGCAACCAGGCAAGCCCAAGAACCCUCUUCGUCCUCUUUCUUACCCUAAAUGCCUUGAUUUGCCACCUCGUUUGCUCCUUCCUGGUGAAUUCACUCACAUGCCCUUGCCUGAGAGGAAACAUGGGCUCUUUGGGUUCCUGAGAAGGAAAGGGAGAGGGGAGGUUGUCGUCAGGGGUAGUUAUGUCUUUCUAUCGGAGAACGAGAGAGCAGGUGAGAUCAACAACAACCAUAACAUGAAGAUCAUGAAGUUUAACAGAUCAGGGAGUUUCGAUGGUGGUGGCGCUGUAAAAGGAUCUCACUUUUGGGAGAGUUUAUGUAAGGGAUUGAAGCAAGCAAUGCCAUGGAAGAACAAGAAGCUGAGUAUCGAAAAGGUUUAA
Thlaspi arvense is the source of this 528-nucleotide messenger RNA. NCBI's taxonomy places the organism in Eukaryota, Viridiplantae, Streptophyta, Magnoliopsida, Brassicales, Brassicaceae. The record is from the annotation of a GenBank genome assembly.